Molecule: messenger RNA, 4403 nt
Organism: Sphaerodactylus townsendi
Lineage: Eukaryota; Metazoa; Chordata; Lepidosauria; Squamata; Sphaerodactylidae
Gene: EFCAB6
Product: EF-hand calcium binding domain 6
Exons: 20
Coding region: 909-4067 (1052 amino acids)
Cellular component (GO): nucleoplasm
Molecular function (GO): calcium ion binding
Source: RefSeq, a predicted model, not a curated record
CUGUGGGCCAUAACAACUAUGGACGGACUGACCAGCAGUACAGUCAAAACAGUGUUGGUAGUGACUUCUUGAUACAGCACAUAAUGAUGGAAUUGACCAGCACAAAACACAUGAAUUAUCAACACAUGUUACUUUAAAAGGGAAUUAGUCAAGUUCACGGAAAUGAAUGCUAUUAGCUAUGUCAGCUAAACAGAGGCUCCUUCCGCACGUGCAGAACAAUACACUUUCACUGUAUUUUGCAGAUGUGCAGAAUAGCAAAAUCCACUUGCAAACAAUUGUGAAAGUGGAUUGAAAGUGCAUUAUUCUGCAUGUGUGGAAGGGGCCAGAGCCUCCAGGUUCAGAGACAGUAUAACUUUGAAUAUCAACGAUAGGAGAAAUGCUACAACGGAAGACUGCUGCCUUUAACCUUGCAAAUGUGGGAUUCCUAGGCAUACAUGACCCAGUAAUGCCAAUCCCAUUUGCCUACAUGCUUUGAAAUGGGCAAGGGGAAAAGGCACAAAUGCCAUGCCCAAGGAUAAAUAUCUUUGUGCUGUCUUCAAGCCCCCAUUCCCUGUACACCUCAAGUACACCUCUUUCCCUAUAGCUGCUGCCUCAACAAGAUUAUCAAUCCACAUAACUAUGGGUGGGCAUUCAGUAAUUACAAAAAGAACCCUCCCCCCGCAAAAUACUUUUCUGCGAAGAGAUUUAUAACUUUUCAGUUUAUUAAUAAUUGAAAUCAAUGACUAUCCAAUUACGAAUAUAAAAUCGUUUUAAAAAUCUUCAAAUACAUUCUUCAUGAUAGAAAAUAAUAGUACAAAAUAAAAGCUGGAUGAUCUUUAAUGUCUUUUUAUACCUGCUUGUGUGUGUCUUUUUAGAAUCAAAAUGGAAAGAUUACAACAAAUGAACUCCGUCGUAUUUUAGAUUGUAUCAUGUUCCAAAUAAGUGAUGAUGAUUUCGAAGAACUAAUGAAAAUCAUUGACCCAGAGGACACUGGGCAACUCAGCUACAAUAAAUUUUUAAACUUGUUUGAAGAUAAGGAUGCAAUAACAGAUUCAAAAUGGAUUAAUGGCAGGAAGAAAGCUAAAAAGCCAUCUGCUAUCCUUGAAGCAUGGAAUAUUGCAGAAGAUGUUUUAACUGAGCAAAUCAAGGGAUACUGGAAUGAAUUUGACAAAGCUUUGCAGGCUUGUGAUCCUCGAAGUACAGGCGUUAUUAGUAGAAAUAAUUUCCGGAAAGUUCUUCAGGUCUACUGUCCCUCAUUAACUGAUGACCAUUUUAUUGCGCUGUAUCAGAAGUAUCAAGAUGAUACCACAGAAGGAGUCCUCUACAGAAUGCUUUUGCACAGUUUAGGAGUUGCUGACUUGCCAAAGGAAUUAGUGGCCCUAGUACACAGCCCUUCAUCCCCCAGACGUCAGCACAGAGAAGAAAGAAGGCAGAUGGAGCUUUCAGAGAGAAUGAAACAGAUUGAAGAACAUGCUUAUGAAAACCCCAAGAACGGAACUGUCGAUGCAGUAAUUGAAAGACUAAGGGAUGGUAUCCUGCAUCGGGAAGCUAGCCUCAGAGACCGUUUUCUUUCCUAUAACAAGCAAGCUAGUGGCAAAUUGAGUAAAACUGAUUUCCGCAAGUUAUUGGAAGAUAUCUGUAUGCCAUUGGAAGAUGACCAGUUUAAUCUACUAAUAGAGAAAAUAGGAUUUCCAAAUGGAGGACUGAGUUAUCUUGACUUUGUGGCAAUAUUUGAAGAUUCCAGACUGACUGGACUGGGACACGGUACACAACAGCAAGUAAACACCAGCAAGUGUCACUUUGCGACAGCUGAAGAGUGUCUUAGCCAGUUUAGUGAUAAACUGGUGGAAGAAUAUGGGGACCCAUACAUUGCCUUCCGUAAAUCAGACAGAAACCAUGAUGGUAUAGUCACCUCGCAAGAUUUUCGACGCCUCCUAGAGACCCUUUUUGUCAGCAUAACAGAUGAGGAAUAUGUACGUCUGCUCAGUAUCCUAGGGAUGAAUGUGACAUCUACAUUAAACUACCCAGAAUUCCUCCAAUUGUUCCAAGAACAUGCAACUAAAGAGACCCGCCCUUGGCUGGUCUCAUCUAACAAAUCCAAACAGAUAGCUGCAGAUGCAGAUCUAGCUUGUGAACAAGCUCAUUACUAUCUUACUAUAAAAGCACAAAGCAGAUGGAAUGACCUAGCCAUGUUUUUCCAUGAAUACGAUAGCGAUGGAAAUAACAUUGUUAUGAAAAAGGAUUUGAAAGAUGUCCUGUACAGAUACUGCAUUCCUUUAAAUCCAAGAGAAUUUGAAAAACUCUGGGCAAGGUAUGAUGUGAACUCAAAAGGCUACCUUACUCACCAAGAGUUUCUACAGAAACUGGGGGUACAGUCUACACCUAUCACUGGACUCAGCAGACUAUAUAUGGAAGACAACGGUGUACCCUUUAUGAAGCAUUACAAAAAGGUAGAAAAGAAACCAAUGGAUAUCAAUGAGAUUGUAAAUAAAAUCCGGGAGAAAUACCAGGCUUGCUCUCAAGAUUUCCAUAAGGCCUUUUUGCAGCAGGAUAGCAACAGAGAAGGCCUCAUAACAGUGGACAACCUGCACAAGAUACUGGAAAACCUCGACUUUUUUCUGGACUAUCAGGAGUACAACGAACUUCUAUACAGAUUGGGCAUUAGCAUUCAGGACAACAAGCUCUCCUAUUUUGAUUUUCUAAGAGCAAUUGGUGAUCCUGGAGCAUUCGGAAAGAAAAAACGUAUCCUGCCACCUGUGCCACCCAUCAGCUUCAUGCAACUGAGCAUAAAUGAGGCCAUGAAGAAGAUAAAACAGAUAGUUACAGAUUCAUCUGAUGUGUUAUACAAGGCCUUUUCUGCUUUUGAAAAGGAGAAUGCAGGCGGAAUUUCAGCCCACGAUUUCCGGCAGGUGCUUCACCACUUCUGUUUUACACUAUCCGAUAAGCAAUUCAACCAUCUCCUCAGACUUCAACGGCUUCGUGGUGAGCACUCCAUAGACUGGAAAUAUUUCCUGCAAAAAUUCAACUUCCUGUCAGAGCCUGAGCGGGAGCGUAUGAAUAUUGCUUGUGGGGAGCUGACAAAUCAACAAGUGUUUGACCGUAUACGAGAAGUAGUGAGCGCUCGUUUUCAGGCCGUUGAGCAAGCAUUUAAAAAUGCAGAUAGUGCAAGAACAAAUGUUGUGUCGAAAGGAGACUUCAGAAAUAUUUGCCAUCAGUGGUUUAUGCUUCUGACUGAUCAGCAGUUUGAGAGUCUCUGGAACACAGUCCCUCUUGAGCUUAGUGGGAAAUUGAAAUAUCCUGCAUUUUUGCGGAUGUUCAGCACUGAAAAAUCAGAAAUGACUCAUACGCCCAAUGCACUUGAACGCCCUGAAAAGCCUGCAACGCCAGCUGAACCUGCAUCACAGUUGCCUUCACGCCCCAAAACAGCAGCAUCUCCAGCACUUUCAAACAAAACACGGGAUGCCAGCAGGCCAUAUACUGCGGCAGUUCGGACUCCACCUAUUCUGAACUGCAAACCAAUUGAAAAUAAACUCCAAAAAAGUGUUCAAUAUUGUUGGAGAGAUAUGUUGAAGGAAUGCCGAGAGAAGGAUGUUGACCGUCUGGGAGAAAUUCCAACAGAAGAUUUCAUAAAUUUAGCCGAGAAAUUUCAUUUGAAUUUAACCAAAGAAGAACGUAAGCAACUCAUAACAAAAUACGAUUUUAAGAGUGUUGGCAAAUUUGCCUACUGUGACUUUUUGCAAAGCUGUGUGCUAUUGUUUAAACAACAAGAACCUACUCCUCUACAAAGGAUUGUAAUUCAAGAUCCACGAAUACAGAAACCCUCUGGACCACAAACACCAACAUUUUUCAACGCAAUGAUGAGGAUUCAGCCCCAGAUUCUGCAGUGCUGGAGACCAAUGAGACGAACCUUUAAGAUGUAUGACAAAAGUGGGAAUGGACUCCUCAGCAUUCAGGAUUUCAGACAGGUACUCCGGACAUAUAGCAUCAAUCUUUCUGAAGAGGAGUUCUUUCACAUCUUGGAAUAUUAUGACAAAGCUUUAACUUCCAAAAUCUCCUACAAUGAAUUCCUGAGAGCAUUUCUGCACUAGAAACAGAGCUAUCUCCAAUCUUCAGAGAUCAGUAGACAAGAGCAAUAUGAUUACCAAAAGAUAUUUCUUCAUUUCAGUCUAUUAAAAUUAUAUAAAUUCAGUUGCGUGAUUGAACAGUUCAUCAGGAAUCUUAUAAAAUUAAAAUGUUUCAGUUGUUGGGGCUAUUAAUUUUUACAUAAUCCAUUUAACUGAGAAAACUGAAAACAAUGAAAAUUGUUUUGGUAAUGAUUUAGAUACUCUUAAUUGGCAUUUCAAAUAAAAUAAUAGCUUUAGUUUCUUUCAAUUAAAAUGUUUUAUUUAGAAAAUGACUUCUAAAAGGCAUAUCAUUCAACAAUU